Peromyscus californicus insignis is the source of this 549-nucleotide messenger RNA. Its product is annotated as serine protease inhibitor Kazal-type 10-like. Gene Ontology annotation, molecular function: protein binding. The transcript is spliced from 8 exons. NCBI's taxonomy places the organism in Eukaryota, Metazoa, Chordata, Mammalia, Rodentia, Cricetidae. The record is from RefSeq and is a predicted model, not a curated record. Bases 1 to 549 code for a protein of 182 amino acids.
AUGGAGUUAUUUUCACUAUGGACCAAAGCUGUCUUCAUCACCUUGACUUUUGCUCUUUAUUCCGCUGCCAACCCUGAAAUCAAAGAUAUGGAUAAGGAAAGAGCUCUUGACACCUCGGAAACCGCUUUCUCAAAAUAUUCCACAUUCGGAAUGCAAAUAGACUGUCAACCCUAUGCAAAUUUUCAUGACAUGUGUACCAAAGAGUAUUAUCCAAUCUGUGCAAGUAAUGGGAAAACUUAUUGCAAUAAAUGUAUCUUCUGCAAUGCACUGAGACUUGAUAAAAUGUCUUCCUCUUUAUUAUGGAUCAAAAUCGUUUUCAUUCUGGCCUUGGUGUUUCCUCUUUAUUAUGAAACUACUUGUGCAUUUUCAACAGAAGCCCGUCAUAAGCCUGACUGUGAAAUGUACAGAAAAGUCCCAAAUAAGUGUACCAGGGAGAAGAAUCCAGUUUGUGGAACUAAUGGACAUACUUAUAGCAAUGAAUGUGUUUUCUGCAAUGCCAUGAUAUCUGCUAAAGAUAAAUUUGAUUAUUUGCAUCAUGGUCCUUGUUGA